AUGUCAUCCACUGGCCAAAACAGAGUCUUGAUUGUAGGAGGAGGACUUGGAGGCCUGGCCCUCGCUCAAGGACUCAAACGUGCAAGGCCACCUGUACCAUUCCACAUCUUUGAACGCGAUUCAUCCGCAGACUUCCGUCCCCAAGGUUAUCGCAUUCGCAUAAACCCCGACGGCGCAAAUGCACUCCGGGAACUGCUCCCAGACCAUCUCUGGAAGGCCUACGAAGAUACCUGCGCCCUCUUCAACCCAGCCAUGAGCGGCCUAGAUGCUCUUACCGGCCAGGCAACAGUACCAUCUGGUGAGCGACGUGGUCCGCCUCCGAUGCUGGAGGGGAAGUAUUAUAACGCCGAUCGCGUUGUUCUUCGAAAUGUGCUUUUAGAGGGGUUGGAAGAUGAUAUCAGCUUUGGAAAGAAUUUCGAAAGCUAUCGUGUCACCAGUGGUGGUGUCGAGGUGACGUUUACAGAUGGCACUAAGGAAACAGGAGCUAUCUUGGUCGGCGCCGACGGGACCAGAUCUCAUAUUCGUCGGCAGCUGAUGCCGAAUUACACUGUCUUGGACACUGAGUGCGGAGCUAUCUAUGGAAAAACAUUCACCAAUCCCGAAACCCGAGCUUCUAUGGCCAAAGAAUUCUUCGGAGGAAUAUGUCUUGCUGGAGAUAGCAGCAAGCCUGGGCUCAAGCUCUUCACUGAUACAAUGGAGUUUCCACAAGCACUAAGCGCCGACGAAAGGACCAAGUACAGAGCGCCAGACGACUACGUGUACUGGGUCCUAUGCAUCAACAGAACCCUACUGGGAAUCGCAGCAGAAGAUCUCCACGGCCUCGAUGCUACGCAGUCUGUUGAGACGACAGUUGAGAUGACCAAGAACUGGCAUCCAACCGUCCGAUCACUGCUGCAGAGCCAGGACCCAUCUGCAUCGUCCACGCUUGCAUUCUUCGCAUCCUCUCCAGAGACAUUCAAGGGGGAGUGGGAUGGGCUGCUCAGAAGCCCUGAUGUUGCGGCAGUGACUUUGCUAGGCGAUGCAGCACAUCCCAUGACACCUGUUGGAGGCGUUGGAGCCAACUCUGCGUUCCAGGGAGCAGCAGACUUGUGCAGUAGCAUUAACCGUGCCUCUCUUGGUGCUGAAGCGCUUAAAGACUAUGCUAAGUUGAUGAUGGAGCGUGGUGAGAAGACGGUGGGACUUAGUGGUGGUGGCGCAGAGCAUAUGUUCCAGAUGAAGCCUUUCUCUGAGCUGAAGGUGGCAUCUCUAUAA
Molecule: messenger RNA, 1251 nt
Organism: Fusarium subglutinans
Lineage: Eukaryota; Fungi; Ascomycota; Sordariomycetes; Hypocreales; Nectriaceae
Product: cercosporin toxin biosynthesis
Exons: 1
Coding region: 1-1251 (416 amino acids)
Molecular function (GO): FAD binding
Source: RefSeq, a predicted model, not a curated record